CAGAUGGAGAUGAAGUAGAAGCAGCAGUCUGAUCUACUGAGCAGCAGCGGCGUCUCUUCCACGGAUCCGGAGGUUUCUACAGGGGGGACAGGUGACAGCCCAGCCCGACCUCGAGCAGCCGUCUGAACGUCCAUCGGUGGAAAUUACUGCUGUUUAACCCCCCAACAUCAACACCACCAGCAGCAACAGCACCACACCUCCGCGGUUACCACAAUAGAUGUUACUCACAACUACAUGCAUUUCGAUCUGAUCAUCUAAGCCCCGUCCGCCAAGAUGGAAAAUGCGCACACUAAAUCAGCGACUGAAGUUUUAGACAACUUCGGUGUGAACGAAAACACCGGGCUGACGCUGGAGCAAGUGAAAAUCAAUCUGGAGAAAUAUGGACCGAACGAGCUCCCAGCCGAAGAAGGCAAGUCCCUGUGGGAGCUGGUGGUGGAGCAGUUUGAGGACCUCCUGGUCAGGAUCCUGCUGCUAGCUGCCUGCGUCUCCUUUGUGUUGGCGCUGUUUGAGGAGGGAGAGGAGACCACCACCGCCUUUGUCGAGCCUAUUGUUAUUCUUCUCAUCCUUAUAGCCAACGCCGUUAUUGGGGUCUGGCAGGAAAGGAAUGCAGAGAAUGCCAUUGAGGCUCUGAAGGAGUACGAGCCGGAGAUGGGGAAGGUGUAUCGCAUGAACCGUAAGGCUGUCCAGAGGAUCAAAGCCCGAGACAUCGUCCCAGGAGACAUAGUGGAGGUGGCAGUUGGUGACAAGGUGCCUGCUGACAUCAGGGUGACCUCUAUAAAGUCCACCACCUUGCGAGUGGACCAAUCCAUCCUCACAGGGGAGUCUGUGUCAGUCAUCAAACACACUGACCCUGUUCCUGACCCCAGAGCUGUAAAUCAAGACAAGAAGAACAUGCUGUUUUCUGGCACCAACAUUGCUGCAGGUCGCGCUAUAGGCGUUGUCGUCUCCACCGGCAUCGCCACAGAGAUUGGUAAGAUCCGUAAUCAGAUGGCAUCUACAGAGCAAGAGAAGACGCCGCUGCAACAGAAGCUGGAUGAGUUUGGCCAGCAGCUCUCCAAGGUCAUCUCCCUAAUCUGCGUGGCUGUGUGGGUCAUCAACAUCGGUCACUUUGGGGACCCAGUCCAUGGUGGAUCCUGGGUCCGAGGGGCCAUCUAUUACUUUAAGAUUGCAGUGGCCCUGGCUGUGGCUGCGAUCCCUGAGGGUCUUCCCGCCGUCAUCACCACUUGCCUGGCCCUCGGCACACGCCGCAUGGCCAAGAAGAAUGCCAUCGUCCGCAGCCUGCCUUCGGUUGAAACCCUGGGCUGCACCUCGGUUAUCUGCUCUGACAAGACAGGCACCUUGACCACCAACCAGAUGUCUGUUUGCAGGAUGUUCAUUGCAGACAAGGUGGAGGAUUCGACCUGUGCCCUUCAUGAAUUCUCCAUAACUGGCUCCACAUACGCCCCUGACGGACAAGUAUUGAAAGGAGACAAGCCAAUCCAGUGUGGAGAUUAUGAUGGACUUCUGGAGUUGGCGACAGUGUGUUCCAUGUGCAAUGACUCUUCACUUGACUACAAUGAGGCCAAAGGGGUGUACGAGAAGGUGGGUGAAGCCACAGAGACGGCUCUCACCACCCUCGUGGAGAAGAUGAAUGUCUUCAAGAGCGAUCUGUCUGGACUCAGCAAGGUGGAGCGUGCUGGGGCCUGCAACUCGGUGAUCAGGCAGCUGAUGAAGAAGGAGUUCACCCUGGAGUUCUCUCGUGACCGCAAGUCCAUGUCUGUCUACUGCACCCCCACCAAACCUGGAUCUCAGAGCAAAAUGUUCAUCAAGGGAGCCCCAGAGAGUGUGAUUGAGCGAUGCCAGUACCUGCGAGUUGGAACAGGGAAGGUGAUGUUGACCAUGGCAUUGCGGGAGCAGCUGAUGUCCAAGAUCAGAGACUGGGGAACAGGCAGGGACACACUGCGCUGCCUGGCCUUGGCUACCCGUGACACUCCGCCACGCCAAGAGGACAUGGAUUUGGAGAACUCCACCAAGUUUGCAGAGUAUGAGAUGGGUCUCACAUUUGUUGGCUGUGUGGGCAUGCUGGACCCACCCAGGAAGGAGGUGAUUGGCUCAGUAAAGUUGUGCAGCGAGGCAGGUAUUCGCGUCAUCAUGAUCACAGGAGACAACAAGGGCACAGCGGUGGCCAUCUGCCGACGCAUCGGCAUCUUCAGCGAGGAGGAGGACGUGAUAGGGAAGGCCUACACUGGUCGCGAGUUCGAUGACCUCCCACCAGAGGCCCAGAGAGAGGCCGUCAAAAGGGCACGCUGCUUCGCUCGCGUGGAGCCAGCUCACAAGUCAAAGAUCGUGGGAUACCUGCAGUCAUUUGACGAGAUCACCGCUAUGACUGGAGAUGGUGUGAAUGACGCUCCUGCCCUGAAAAAGGCAGAGAUCGGUAUUGCCAUGGGUUCCGGCACGGCGGUGGCAAAGUCGGCAUCUGAGAUGGUGCUGUCCGAUGAUAACUUCUCUACCAUUGUGGCUGCCGUGGAGGAGGGCCGAGCCAUCUAUAACAACAUGAAGCAGUUCAUCAGAUACCUCAUCUCCUCCAACGUGGGAGAGGUUGUCUGUAUCUUCCUGACAGCCAUCCUGGGUCUCCCUGAGGCUUUGAUUCCAGUUCAGCUGCUGUGGGUUAAUCUGGUGACCGAUGGCCUCCCUGCCACCGCCCUGGGCUUCAACCCUCCAGACCUCGACAUCAUGGACAAGCCUCCCCGCAACCCCAAAGAGCCUCUCAUCUCUGGCUGGCUGUUCUUCAGAUAUCUGGCCAUUGGAGGAUAUGUGGGUCUUGGAACAGUGAGCGCCGCCACAUGGUGGUACCUGUUUGAUGAAGAAGGCCCACAAGUGUCUUUUUAUCAGCUGAGACACUUCAUGCAGUGCACUGAGGACAACCCCAUGUUCCAGGGGAUCGACUGCGAGGUUUUUGAAUCUCGCUACCCCACAACCAUGGCCCUGUCCGUGCUUGUCACUAUAGAAAUGUUCAAUGCACUCAACAGCCUGUCUGAGAACCAGUCCCUGGUCAGGAUGCCUCCCUGGGUCAACAUUUGGCUGCUGGGAGCCAUCAUCCUCUCCCUCUCCCUCCACUUCCUCAUCCUCUACAUUGAACCUCUGCCUCUGAUCUUCCAAGUGACCCCUCUGCGCUGGUCCCAGUGGAUCGUAGUCCUGAAGAUUUCCAUCCCAGUCAUCCUCCUGGAUGAGGCACUGAAAUACGUCUCCAGGAACCAUCUAGAAGGUGAUGAGGAGAAGAAAUAUCGGAGGAGACGGCAGCUGAACUAAGACCUCUCCCUCAACACACUCACACAGUUAGACACACGCCUACCCUCUCCCUUUUUUUUUUUUUUUUUUUUUUUUUUCUCAAAGCUAGAAACCUUUUCUCUCCCCUGUCCUCGUUUCCCCACUCCUGCAUGUCCAACAAACACCACUAGAAAUGAGCAGGGCUUGCAUGAGAGUGCGUGCAAGUGAGAGUGAGCAUGUGUGUUGCUGCGAGCAUGGCUUUGUAGGAGUGUGUGAGCAAAUGAGCAGGCGAGAGAGUGUGUGUGCGAGUGUGAGUGAGCAGGCAAAUGUGUGCGUGGAUUCACAGUUGCAAGAGAGCAUGAUACAGGUGCAAAACAAGAAAAACAAACAUUAUAAAAAAAAAAAACAACAACAACAACCUGGGGCUCUGCUUUUUAAUGAUAACUGCUCAUUGGUUUUUGACUGUACAGUACAAACUACGGUGGUGCAGCAACUGGAUGUUGGGGAGGGAAGGAGAGGGAGGACAGGGGCGAUCAGAGGUUGAUAGGACUGGGUGGGGAGGAGGGUGUUUGAAAUCAGCACAGAGACCGAAAGAGAGAUUGAGAGGUGGGGCCUGCCGGGGAGAAGACCUUGGAGAGACUGGUAUUCACACUGGCAAGAGAAUAGCACCAGCGAGCAUGUGGAAGGUGGCACACCCCUGCUCUCACUUAAAGUUGUGCGCGUGCGCGUGUGUGUGUGUGCGCGCGUGUUCAUUGUCAGGCCAGUGCAGGGAGCCUUUGUGUGAGCCUACGAAUGCAUUAUGUCAAGGUCCUCCUCUGCCGCCCACACUACUGGCAGCCAGCUCUGCAAGGACAGGGCCUCUAUCAACACGGCACAGUUGUGACUUUGGCCAGUGUGUCACAGCACUGUUCCUCCAUCGCUCGCUCUCUUUGUCUUUACUCUUACCACAUAAAAACAAAAGUCUUACUCCUGUUUUGUUGUAUAUUAUGCAGAAUUUGUCUUCUUUUGCCCGUCUUGCUCUCCCUCCCUCUCUCUCUCUCCCUCUCUCUCUCUUUCUCUCUCUUUUUCUCGCUCUCUGUUCGAGGAGGCAGCUGUGGGCCCGGGUCGUGACUCAUUGGGCUCUGAGUCGGAUGUGGAGGUGUUUCUCCUCCUGAAGGUGUGAAUAGCUUUACGCUGCUUGGCCGCUUCCUUUAGCUCUUAUAUUGAGGAGCUGAGGUCAGCUCACAGACUCGGCAAAAAAAAACAAAACAAAACAAACACAAAAUAAUAAUAAAAAAAUUAAAAAAAACAAGAAAUGUGAAAUAUCUUACAGCACCAAACCAGCAUACGAACAGUAAAAGUUGUCAGCCGGUCCACCCAGCUGGUCCUGUUACGCCCCACUUUCAUCUCCAUCUGCCGUGCUGCCGUUGGAGUUGAGGCUGUCACAUAUCUUGACAGUUCUUUUAAUUGUCUAAUUUGACUUCACAGGCCUUUCAUUCUUUGCCUUGCACAGCUGAUGAACCAGCACUAAGCUGAGUAUCAGUGAGUAAAAAUGUUCGGUUGUCUCAGACUGAGAUCAUUUGGUUAUCAAUCAUUACAUCAUCAGUAUACCAAUCACAAAAACAUCAAUGCCUUAGACAGCCCACUGCACCUCCACAUUUAAUAUGUGGUUGAAAUGAAUGUGUUUUUGCGAGCCUUUAAUCAUCCCUUUCCCCGCCACUCUAAUACACAUUUGCAAUAUCUGUCUUUAUAGUGAUAUUCAUACAGAUCACAUGAGGUCUUAAAGACACUGAAUGUCCACCUAGUCCGAAGCAUGUCUUAUAGGAAUCCUUUCUCUCCUCUUUUUGUUGUGCUUUGUGCGCUGCUCCCUCAGCUCCUCUCGCUCCCAGUGCUUUAGCGAUGCAGGCUCACUUGGGUAUUGUUUUAUAAUGACUAAAUAAUAAUGUAUUUGACUGAAUGAACCCAGGUGGUUUGGAUUGUGUCUCUGACUCUUAAUAAUUAUGGGUUUGUUGUGGGCCUUGGUGCUCUGCAGUCUGGGCCAGGCUGAUGCAGUUGGUUUGCAGCCCUCUGCUACUGUUUUCUCUUGCAUCGCUUUCAGAUCUGAUUUCAACAUACAAGAUCAAAAUCCACAGUGUGACUCAGAGCGUGGUAUGGAUAACCUAAAACACUUUGUCAAAAAAAAAAAAAAAAAAACAGCUAUUGGCGAGGUACCCAGCAUUUCUUGGUCCAUUUUGUUUAAAGAUGUGUUUUUCUUACUCUGAUGGAUUAUUUGCAAAAUUUACACGAUGUUAUGCCACGGUAAGACAUCUCCAGUGCAGCUACAUUGGAAUCUGAUAGCUUGGCAGUUUUCAGGUAUCUAAAACAUCAAUAAUAAACGUCAAAUCAAAUAGCAAGGUAUUCUUCUAGAUUAUGAUUUAGCUCUGGCAUCCAGCAAACGGAGAAAUUUUAUCAAAGAACAGGAGAAGAUAUCAAUUUCUCCUCUGACAAUAACCUCAAUAAACCAGAAUGCAAUGCAGCCACAAGGCGAGACUUUCACUUUCACUUUUUAUUGAUUGGGAAAGUCCUUGCUCUGCUGUUGUUAUUGCUCUCUCCAUUUACAAAUAUAACAGACUGCUAAGUGCAGUAAGUUUAGAGAUCCAGUGGAGACUGUGAAAAUGCAUUCUUGGACAUUUUGGGAAAAUCUAACUGAAACUGGGUGCAUCAAAGAAUUACAAUCAGUUACAGCACUUCAUUGGAAAAUAACACCUAGUAAUGCACAGAUUGGUGUGUAACAGUGCAAGAGUAGAUUUUUCUUUUAAUUUUACACAAGAAGCCGGAUGGUGUCUCAAAUUAUAACACGGCUCAAUCUGGAGAGUGCUUACACAACAUGGCAUUCAUGCUCAGUGGUUUCUUCAGUCACCAAAUAUGUUUUUGCCACUUUGAUUUGGAAGUAUGCCACCAUGGGGAUGUGGCCCCUCUGUGCAGACAAAGCAGUGGUUUAGGGCUUCAGUAGACGCUCAUGGCUGCUGCCCCAGUCCCAGAUGCCCAUGGUCCUGUAACAUGCUGGCACUCUGGCCACCAGGCACUAUAGGUCUGUAUAGCCUUGUUAUUUACUACUGAAUCUUCAAUCUCUGUACAGAAGAUGAGAACAUGAUCGCAUGGAACCUUGUUACUGUAAUAAAUAACCUAUACAGUAUGAUAUUUAAUUUUUGAUAUCUUACAUCAAUGAAACCUACUUACCAACAACAAACAGAAUUGCGACAAACUUUUUUUUUUCCUUUGAGCACAUGGUAUCUAAGGAUCUCUUUUUUGUAGAAUAGACAGGUUGUUUAUUCAUUGUUCAUGUUUGGUUUUUACAGUUGCUGGGGUUUUGUGUCUUACUGUAGGGAAAGAAUAUGAUGUAUCAUGUUUAAGAUAGACAAGAAUCAUGCUUACGCUAAAUAGAGUAACGACGAUGAUACUGAUCUUUUCAGUAAUAGUAAUUUGGUGUGAGAAUGUCAAAAGAAUUUGUGAAUGAACUGUGUCUGGUUUACACUGAGCGAUAAGCAGGGACUAAUCCUGGGUUAUGAAGUUUCAAGAGUGCACAUUGAAGGGCUUGGUGUGGGUGCAGGCUCUAGAGACCCAGGACAGUGCUUUUGGGAGGUUGUGCAAUCCCUCUCGCAUGGUACUCAAAACAUCUGCCAUGUUAAAAAAAAAAAAUA
This is a messenger RNA of Myripristis murdjan (pinecone soldierfish), 6905 nucleotides long. It is a transcript of the gene atp2a3, whose product is annotated as ATPase sarcoplasmic/endoplasmic reticulum Ca2+ transporting 3. Gene Ontology annotation, molecular function: ATP hydrolysis activity; P-type calcium transporter activity; ATP binding. The record is from RefSeq and is a predicted model, not a curated record. The transcript has 21 exons. Gene Ontology annotation, biological process: calcium ion transport. Gene Ontology annotation, cellular component: membrane. Bases 274 to 3288 code for a protein of 1004 amino acids. Lineage: Eukaryota; Metazoa; Chordata; Actinopteri; Holocentriformes; Holocentridae.